Messenger RNA from Linepithema humile (Argentine ant), 1351 nucleotides. RefSeq names its product chymotrypsin-2-like. The record is from RefSeq and is a predicted model, not a curated record. Gene Ontology annotation, biological process: proteolysis. Gene Ontology annotation, molecular function: serine-type endopeptidase activity. NCBI's taxonomy places the organism in Eukaryota, Metazoa, Arthropoda, Insecta, Hymenoptera, Formicidae.
GUUUCGCUGUGGAUCAAUACUGUUGUUUAACUAAAAAUGUUGUGGAUAUUUUAUAUCUUAAGUAUUGUUGCAAUACAUGGAAUUUCAGCUGAUGAGUCAUCCAAUCAUGGCCCGAAAAUCGUGGGCGGUUCCUCUGCUACUGAUGGACAAUACCCUUAUCAAGCGUCCCUUCGUUUGAAUAAUCGUCAUUUCUGUGGUGGUUCUAUCAUAGAUAAGCGAUGGAUUCUUACAGCUUCUCAUUGUUUAACCGGAUUUAAUAAUACGGCUAUCUCCGUUGUACUGGGCUCGAACACUCUGAAUAAAGGUGGUGACAGAUACGCUUCAGUGAAAAGGUGGAUACAUCCCUACUAUAGUCCCGCUUUCAUCAGGAAUGACAUCGGAUUAAUCAAAUUAGACAAAGACAUUGUUUUUGGAGACAAAGUGAAACCAAUUGCUCUGCCUAAGAAAAACUUCGAAAAAUCUGAUUAUCCAGCGACGUUGUCUGGUUGGGGCACGACCAGUUAUCCGGGGAACGCGCCAAAUGAAUUGCAGCACAUUGAGCUCACGGUCAUCGAUCAAAAGCAGUGCCUAAGCGCCAGCUAUCGAAACACCAACAGCAAUAUAUGCACAUUCAACAAACACGGCGAGGGUGCUUGUCACGGCGAUUCCGGUGGGCCUUUGGUAGCCGAUGGUACGCAGAUCGGCGUGGUGUCUUGGGGAGUACCAUGCGCUAAAGGACACCCAGACGUAUUCACACGAGUCUACUCUUACUUAAAUUGGAUCAAACGUAUCAAAGAGGACAAUUCCUUAUAAGUGAUUAUAAGUAAAUACUUCUUUUAAUGAAGAAAUUUGUGAAGAAAUUGCCUUCCGCCGCAUUAAGUCAUGCGCCGUUUCCCACCGAUUAACGAUCGGCGAAUUUAAAGAACUAGCGCGAAAUCCUGGCCGAAGAUUUCGGUCAAGCUCCUAAUGACCCAGUUUCAGCGGCGCAUGCUCGACCGUUUGAGUGCAUCCGACGUUGCUUCAAGGGUGAAAACGUCGCAGCACGUAGUUGUGCCAGCAGGUGGUAGCUUUCGCGCGCGGAAUAAAAGUAAGGAGAAAAAAAGAAGAGCGCGUGUUCGCGACAGAGUACGAUCGCGAAGUAAAGAAGAAUGAUGAACGAUCAUAUCCUCGCGACGUCUCUUCGAGGAAGAGCUUUUGAAGAUCGAGACUAACAAUGCGGAUUGUUGUAACCCUUCUAUCAACCAUGAAGCCUUGUGUCGUUGUUGGUCAUCAAUGUUCUUCUGGCACUGCAAUAAUCGGCUUAAACCGUUCACCCUCAAUGUUCAAAAGAGGAUCACUGCGAAAUCAUUCUCAGAAAAUGGAAGGAAUCUCA